AGUCUCCUCUGUGUCCUCUCUCUCUUUCUCACUCUCUCUCAAUCUAUCAAAGUGAGUCCAAGAUGCAAGCAUAGCACAGAAUCUAAAAGUUAGGAGAGAAGAGUUGGCCCCUUCCCACUACACAAGGCUUUUAUGCACUCCACCCCCUCAUUUCCCCACCCCUCUCAUUUCCCAACCCAACACAUACACCCCCCCUUUCCCCCCUCCCCCUCUUUCUUUGUACUUUGUAGCCCUUUUUUUGCUGUUCAUCACCCCCAGAAGAGAGAAGCUCUUCUCCACAGUUUCCUUUGGACAUGAAUUGAUGUUUCCUCACAUGGUGGUUUUUCCUGGUGGGUUCAUCAAAUCCGUCCAUGUUCUUCGGUUUUUAGCGAGUUUGUGGGGGGGCUGAGGGGGUUGGAUUAUGAGAGAGGGAGCGGCGGCAUGGGGCGGCGGCGGCGGCGGAUGAUGAUGAUUCUUUGCCCAUCUGUUGUAGGCGUUCUCCUUCUUGUUCUCGUCGCGAUCCGAGGCCCCGGAGUACAACUCUCAAAACCAUUAGAACUGCACUUGCUUGCUCGAAGGACACUGCUACCCUUGACAAAUGCGCCUCCAACAAAUAACACAACUGAGAUACUUGAUCCCUCAAAUAUGGUUGCUCCAUCAAUUUCUCCACCGCCGAGAAACUUAGAUUUUGAUGUAUCCCCACCCCCAUACGUGUCCUCUUCAGUUCCUCAUACGAAAGACGAAGCAUCCAGUCCUGUGUAUUUUAAAGAACCACCAAAAGAAUAUGCACCUGCUCCAGCCACGACGUCUGAGGGUAAUCCCGUUAAAGAAAAUAAUCUUUCUCCUAAGCCAGUUUUUCAUGGAGAAGCACCAUAUACUAAUUCUUCAGUCCCAGCUCCAAGUAAAGAAGUUUCACUGCCUCUUCCGCUUCAACCUCCAACUAUUCCUCCCUCUGGAUUUCCACAUACUUCUGACGUAUUUCCCCCCGCUGUUCAAGCAGUGAUAUCAUCAGCGCAGCCAAGUGCUCCACCGUAUGAAAGCCCGUCGUCAAGUCUUCCCAGUUCCCACGAUCUUUCUCCUUCCUAUGCGGUUCCACCAUCUGCGCGUACUGGAAAUGGAGAAGCACCAAAGAUUAGUCCUCCAGUCUCAGUACCAAGAAACAAAGUUUUGCCACCUCCUCAACCUCCUAUACCGGCUUUUUUUGGACAUGCGCCAUCUCCGACACCAGAUUCGCCGCAUACUACAAAUAACCAGUCUGGGCCGGCAGUUCCUCCGACACCUAUCACUCCUCCAAUAAGUCGAAAUGGUAGUGAUGUUUCAGUCGCACCACCCCCGAAUGAAUCAUCUAGCCAAAUAUCCCCAAUUAAUAGUUCCACGCCGAAUGCACCUGCAUCAAACGCUUCUCGCUUCCAUGGGAAUAGGUAUGGCUCACCAAUUGCUUCGCCUCCAAAGGAACCUUCUACUAGUUUGCCACCUCCAAGUUAUUCACAUUUACAAGGGCCUGCUGCUUCUUCGGCAUCAACUCCCAAUUUCAACAAUAGUGCGGCACACAGCAUUCCAGUAGCAGCACCUCCAAAAGAAUCAUCCGGUCAUUCGUCACGUGUAAAUUCGUCCCGGAUAACAGGGCCUGCUUCUUCUCCAGUAUCAACUCCCCGUGUCAACAAUAGUACAACACACAGCAUUCCAGUUGCAGCACCUCCAAACGAAUCGACCAGUCAUUCGCCACCUGUAAAUUCAACCCCUAUAAAAGGGCCUGCUUCUUCUCCGGUAUCAACUCCGCAUGUCAACAAUAGUAAAACACACAGCAUUCCAGUUGCAGCACCUCCCAACGAAUCGACCGGUCAUUCGCCACCUGUAAAUUCAUCCCGUAUAAAAGGGCCUGCUUAUUCUCCAUCAUCAACUCCCAACUUCAACAAUAGUGCGACACACAGCAUUCCAGUUGCAGCACCUCCAAAAGAAUCAUCCGGUCAUUCAUCACCUGUAAAUUCUUCCCGUAUAAAAGGGCCUGCUUCUUCUCCAUCAUUAUCUCCCAUUGUCGACAAUAGUACGUCACACAGUAUUCCUGCUGCAUCAACUCCAAAGGGAUUAUCCACCCAUCCACAUGUAAAUUCUUCACAUAUAGAAGGGCCUGCUUCUUCUCCAGCAUCAACUCCCAAUGUCAACAGCAGUACGGCGCACAGCAUUCCAGUUGCAGCACCUCCGAAAGAAUCAUCCAGCCAUUCAUCACCUGUAGAUUCAUCCCACAUAAAAGGACCUGCUUAUCCUCCAGCAUUGACUCCCAAUGCCAACAGUAGUUCGACACACAACAUUCCAGUUGCAGCACCUCCGAAAGAAUCAUCCAGCCAUUCAUCACCUGUAAAUUCAUCCCACAUAAAAGGGCCUGCUCCUUCUCCAGUAUCGACUCCCCAAGUCAACAAUAGUGCGAGACACACCAAUCCAGUUGCGUCACCUCCAAAGGAACCAUCUACCCAUUCAUCACAUCUAAAUUAUUCCCGUACAAAAGUUUCUUCCCCUCUGAUAAGCCCUUCUCCACACGAAGCAAAGAUACCACCACAAACUAUACAUGCACCUUUGAAUUCACCUAAUCGAUCUCCUUCGGGAAGAACACUUAAUAGUCCUGCACCUGUACCUGUUUCUACAACUCAUAACCACAAAGGAAGAGGAACACCAGAGCCCGCACAUGCUCCAUUCCAGCCGAAUAUAUCGGAAUCUCCAGCAGCGUCCCCCAAGAAUAAUCGAAGGCAUCAUCCUUCGCCACCCCAUGCUCAAGGCCCUUCAAUUUCUCAGGCUCCUUUUCAUUCAGCAGAUAGUCGACAAGCUCCUUCCUCUUCUCCAUCAAUAAACAUACCAUCUACCAUAAACAGACGGCCUGUUCCAUCUCCCAUGCCCCCUCCCAGUGCUUCCACCCGAGAAAAGCAUGAAGCGCCAUCACCAGAACCUAUUAAUACAUUACCGCCUCCGCCACCUAAUUUAGAUUGUACACCGCUAUCAUGCUCAGAUCCUUGGACAAAUAGCCCACCAGGAUCGCCAUGUGCUUGUGUGUUGCCAAUAAAAGUUGGGCUACGCUUAAACGUUGCCUUAUACACGUUCUUUACUUUGGUUUCUGAGCUUGCCCAAGAACUUGCUAAUGGAGUGUUAAUGAAACAAAGUCAGGUCCGAAUCAUGGGAGCAAAUGCCGCAAAUGAGCAGCCUGAGAAGACUGUCGUUUUCAUUGAUCUCAUCCCACUCGGCAACAAAUUCGAUAACACGACGAUCUUUUUGGUUAAUGAGAAGUUUUGGCACAAGGAGGUUUUCAUAAAUGCUUCCUACUUUGGGGAUUAUGAUGUUUUAUAUGUUAUCUACCCAGGCCUUUCUUUGUCUCCACCUGCAGCACCUGGAGAUAUGAGUAGUGAAGAUGGGGUAUUAAUUAACGGAAACAAUCCGAAGUCUAUACGACCUCUUGCCGCCAAUGUGAGAAAGCAUCGAGAAAAACAAAGUGGCAGCCUGAUAGUUAUUAUUAUUUUGUCGGCUGUUUUUGCUCUAGUUUUGUGUGUUGGAGCUGCGUGGAUGGUAUUCUUGAAGUGCAUAGUUCGUUCUCAUCCGCUAGGACCAACUACUUCUUUUGCUAAGUCGCAAGGGACGGGAGCUCGGGCAUUAGGAAGCCAACCUAGCUCAGCAUCAGCAUCCUUCUCCUCGAGCAUCGCAACAUGUGCGGGCACGGCAAAAACAUUUAGCCUUGCGGAGAUGGAAAGAGCUACAAACAAAUUCGACGAGUCCAAAAUAAUCGGCGAAGGUGGUUUUGGACGUGUGUACAAAGGGACUCUCGAUGACGGGAGGUGUGUGGCUAUAAAGGUUCUUAAGAGGGAAGAUCAGCAGGGCAGCAGAGAGUUCUUGGCUGAGGUUGAGAUGCUGAGCCGUCUGCACCACAGGAAUUUGGUUAAGUUGUUGGGUAUAUGCACUGAGGAGCAUAUGCACUGUCUGAUCUAUGAACUCAUUCCCAACGGUAGCGUGGAAUCUCAUCUGCAUGGACCGGAUAGAGAAACCGCUCCACUUGAUUGGGAUGCACGGCUUAAGAUUGCCCUCGGUGCAGCUCGUGCUCUUGCCUACCUCCACGAGGACUCAAACCCUCGUGUCAUACAUCGCGAUUUCAAGUCCAGCAACAUCUUGUUGGAGCAUGAUUUCACCCCUAAGGUCUCCGACUUUGGCCUAGCCAGAGCUGCCCGGGACGAGGCACACGAGCACAUUUCGACUCGCGUUAUGGGAACCUUCGGAUAUGUUGCCCCUGAAUAUGCUAUGACAGGGCAUCUUCUUGUCAAGAGCGAUGUUUACAGCUACGGAGUUGUCCUUCUUGAGCUCCUCACGGGAAGGAAACCAGUAGAUAUGUUGCGACCCCCGGGGCAAGAAAAUCUCGUAACAUGGGCGCGCCCACUUCUUACAAGUAAAGAGAGUUUAGAGACGAUAAUCGAUCCAUCUCUCGACAUUAAUAAAUACGACAGCUUGGCAAAAGUAGCGGCUAUUGUCUCAAUGUGCGUUCAGCCUGAAGUCGAUCAACGACCGUUCAUGGGUGAGGUGGUUCAAGCCCUGAAGCUGGUAUGCAACGAGGGCAACGAGCACAAAGUGUCGGAAAGUUUUAGCCGAGAAGAUUCACAUACUCCAGACACGGAAUUGAGACUCAGCGGAUGUUUGGACAUGGAAGCAGAAAGGAAAUUAUCCUCUUCUAACGUGUUGAGUACCUCAGCGCGUUUUACGAGGGAUGCGACUGGUUCCUUCAGGAGGAUUUCGAGUUCAGGCCCUUUGAGAACAAGUAGAGGAGCAUGGUUUUGGGAUAGAGGGAGGAACUUAUCGGGGAGAAGCUCAAGCGAGCAUGGGAUUGAACAAAGAUUUCAAACGGGUUCGGAGGGUGGCGAAAGCAUUUUGUAGAUAAGAUUUCCUUUUCUUUGUCUGCAAGAACAUGCAUGUCCAGGAAUAAGGAUUACCAGCUUCUCGGCAUGCUCAAUAUCAGGCAUUUUUGGAGAAAGGAAAAGUUGAGGAGAUUUGAAUAUCAAUAAUGUGCUGUUAAAUGGAAGAAGAGCCUUUCUACUUUAAAGCUAUACAUUGAAGGGCCAUUUUAAAGCUUGAUCCACGAACAUUUAACCAGUUUGGCUUCUUUUCACAAAUAACCCUCGCAAACAGAGAACGUGGAAGAAGAGCCUUUCUACUUUAAAGCUAUACAUUGAAGGGCCAUUUUAAAGCUUGAUCCACGAACAUUUAACCAGUUUGGCUUCUUUUCACAAAUAACCCUCGCAAACAGAGAACGUGGUUUCAGCUACUUGUGUUUCCCUUAUCAAGUGGGAACUUAAUAAAGCCGAGCCGCAGAUCGACACACAGCAUCUCCUGUUCUUCAGCUUAAGACCUGGGGUAGUAAUUGCAAUCUUCCUCAUUGUACAAUCAUCCAAAAGAUUCCUUAAAAUAUAUUUUUCCUUUUCUUUUGAAUUCUUAAGAGGACCUCAGACAUUUUUGUUCUAUGUCUAAGCUCAGCAAAUGAAUUGUUUCAAUCGGAAUCAGUCGAGAAUCAUCGUAUAUUUUGAUAGUCGUACACACACUUGUACUCUUAUUGUUUGGUUUGUUUCUGUAAAUAUGUACUGGGGAAUUUAUAAUGAAGAUCUGAUGUGCAGCAAAUAGUGAUCACUUUCAGAUAAUUUGUUUAA
Molecule: messenger RNA, 5645 nt
Organism: Ananas comosus (pineapple)
Lineage: Eukaryota; Viridiplantae; Streptophyta; Magnoliopsida; Poales; Bromeliaceae
Product: mucin-5AC-like
Exons: 27
Coding region: 421-4878 (1485 amino acids)
Biological process (GO): protein phosphorylation
Molecular function (GO): protein kinase activity; ATP binding
Source: RefSeq, a predicted model, not a curated record